CAUGGGGCGGAUGGAGUCUUCAUCCCGGAGAAAAGCCGAGGGGGAGACUCUGAAAUACUUCAUCGAGGACCCCGGCACUGGCACGCUUUACAAGAGGGGCCAACUAUUAGGAAAGGGGGCAUUCGGAAGAUGCUACAAGUUCACAGACACAUCUACCAACAACAUUUAUGCUGUGAAGGUUGUCUCUCAGUCCCGCGUUUCCAGACUGGACAACAGGGGGAAGGUUGAACGUGAAAUUGAACUGCACAGCCAGCUCAAACACAGAAACGUUGUGGGCUUUCACCGACAUUUUUCCGACCAGGAAAAUAUCUACAUGGUUCUGGAAUACUGCAGCCGAAAGUCUUUGGCCCACAUCCUGAAAGCCCGGAAGACGCUGACGGAGCCGGAGGUCCGCUUCUACCUGAAGCAAAUUAUCUCAGGCUUGCAGUACAUACACCAGCAAGGGAUCAUCCACCGGGACCUCAAGCUGAGUAACUUUUUCAUCACAAAAAACAUGCAGGUGAAGAUUGGAGACUUGGGGCUGGCAACUCGAGAGGAACAGGCCAACAGGAGGCGGGGAGUGGUCUGCGGUACCCCCAACUAUUUGGCUCCUGAAGUCGUUGCUAAAAAGGGGCACUCAUUCAAGUCGGACGUUUGGGCACUGGGUUGCAUCAUGUACACGGCCCUGACUGGCUGCUCUCCCUUUGAGAUCACCCACAAGCAGGAGAUGUAUCAGUGCAUCCGAGAGGGCCGCUAUCCAAUGCCCAGUCACCUCUCACCCAGCGCCCGGGACCUGAUUGGAAAGCUGCUGGCUCCUGAGCCGGCUGCCCGGCCUAGCCUGGAGGAGGCUCUCAACCAUGUCUUUUUUUCCGAGGGUUACACUCCCUCCAGGCUCUCCUCCCGGGCUUGUCAUUCUGCACCCCUGUUCACUCUUCCCAACCCUCUCAGCAAAUUCUUCCAGAAAGCUGCCAAGAUUUUCUUUCGGGGAUCCCCCUGCCAAGAGUCAAGAACUGUGAGCCCCACCCCCCAGGAAGCAGAAGAAAAACCCCUGCAAGGAUUGCUGCAGUGCCCGGUGGAUAAGCACCCCAGCCUGACUGCUUCUUUGUUGCACCGCACUCUCCACCCAACCCAGGAAGCAGAAAAGGGGAGCGUAAAUCUCCUGGAGGACCCCAGCAGCUUCCCCGUUCGUUUGCUUAUGAAGGGAUCGUUGAACAACAACUGCUCUGAAGCAGAGGGGGAUAACGAAUGGAGCCAAGGAGGCACCCUGGAGACUGUUGAUCAAGUGCUGAGGACUUGCUUGAAGAGGAUCCCUUUGGCCGCACAGAACCCGGAGAACCAGCGACGGAUGGGUCCUGUCUGGAUGGUGACCAAAUGGGUGGAUUAUUCCAACAAAUAUGGCUUUGGUUAUCUGCUGUCUGACAGGUCAACAGGGGUGCUCCUUGCCGACGGAACACAUAUCGCACUCUGCCCUCGGCGCCAGCAUGUCUGCUAUCGCACGGAAGUCCAGGAGGUCCUGUCCUUUCCCCGGAGAGAGGUGCCCCCGUCCUUGACCACGAAAAUGGGCAUCCUUCAUUUCUUCACCCAAUAUAUGCAGCAGCGGCUGAUGGAGGGUGGGCACCAGCCAGUAGAUGCAGCGAGCCCUGCAGACAACGCUUACGUCCUGCAUUUCGCAAAGUCCGACGAAGCCCUGCUGAUGCUUUUCAGUAACGGGACCCUGCAGGUCAAUUUCUACCACGACCGCACAAAGAUCAUCCUCAGUCACCAAGCUGGAGAGUAUCUCUUGACGUUUGUCGACCGCCAGCGCCGGAGCACCACCUUCCCCUUAGACACCCUGAUGCAGGAAGGGUGGACGCUGCCCCUCCGAGAGCGGAUGGAGUAUGCCCUGCGCAUGUUACACUGCCUGUAGCAACACCC
Molecule: messenger RNA, 1893 nt
Organism: Heteronotia binoei (common prickly gecko)
Lineage: Eukaryota; Metazoa; Chordata; Lepidosauria; Squamata; Gekkonidae
Product: serine/threonine-protein kinase PLK2-like
Exons: 15
Coding region: 2-1885 (627 amino acids)
Biological process (GO): mitotic cell cycle; regulation of cytokinesis; protein phosphorylation
Cellular component (GO): spindle pole; nucleus; centrosome
Molecular function (GO): ATP binding; protein binding; protein serine/threonine kinase activity
Source: RefSeq, a predicted model, not a curated record